Solanum dulcamara is the source of this 666-nucleotide messenger RNA. Its product is annotated as homeobox-leucine zipper protein HOX3. The transcript is spliced from 4 exons. The record is from RefSeq and is a predicted model, not a curated record. Gene Ontology annotation, molecular function: sequence-specific DNA binding; DNA-binding transcription factor activity, RNA polymerase II-specific. Lineage: Eukaryota; Viridiplantae; Streptophyta; Magnoliopsida; Solanales; Solanaceae. The coding region runs from base 1 to 642 and encodes 213 amino acids. Gene Ontology annotation, biological process: regulation of DNA-templated transcription.
AUGGAGAGUAUGCCAGAAAGUUCAACUUGUUUAGAGUUAACCAUAUCUAUUCCUGGUUCUUCCUCUAAUUCUUCGUCUUUCCCUUCUUCUGGUGAAGGUGGUGGUGGUUAUAAUAUGAUGAGAGAGUUGGAUAUAAAUCAAGUACCUUCAAGUGGAAAUAUAAAUGAAGAAGACGUUAGCAUGGGGAAGGAAAAAGAGGAAGAAGAAAGCUCUAAUAUUAAUAUUAAUAUUAGUGGGGCAGCUCCAAGGAAAAAACUCCGUUUAACAAAACAACAAUCUUUUCUUCUUGAAGAAAGCUUCAGACAAAAUCACACUUUGAAUCCAAAACAAAAGGAAGCUUUAGCCAUGCAAUUAAAUUUAAAGGCAAGGCAAGUGGAGGUUUGGUUUCAAAACCGUAGAGCAAGGAGCAAGCUGAAGCAAACAGAGAUGGAAUGUGAGUACUUAAAGAGAUGGUUUGGUUCAUUGACUGAACAAAAUCGAAGACUUAAAAAAGAAGUUGAGGAACUAAGAGCCAUGAAAGUAGGUCCACCAACGGUGUUAUCACCCCACACGUGCCAGCCCCUACCGGCAUCCACCCUCACCAUGUGCCCUCAAUGUGAACGCAUCACCGCGACUAAUGUCAGAGACGAAUCUAAAAUUUAAGAUUAAUUUGUAGGUUCGAAGUGG